AUGUCUGAAGAGCCUCAAAAAAUCAAUAGACCUCCUUUCCCUCCACGCUCACUCAAUUUCUCUGAAAUUGUUAAUGAAUCUUUAAGGAAGUACAAAACCGGAAAAAGUUCAAAAACCCCAAACGCAUACCUUUUAUAUCGUAAGGAGUAUACAGCUACGUUUAAAAGUUCUAAUCUUGGGCAUAUUUCGACGCUAUCGAGUGAAGCGUGGAAUUCCGAACCGCAUGAAAUAAAACUGGCAUACAAAAAAUACGCAGAACAAAUUAACGAGAUUGUGAGAAAAGAAAUGCCGUACUGUUUUGUCGCCAGCAAAGCCGAUCGAAGUUUAGAAAACUCUGACGACGAUUUCGAAACCGUGAAUCAAUCGAAUCAAAUGAAUCGAAAUCAAAUAAUUAUGUCGAAUCAAAUAACUCGAAGUAAUACAAACACAAACGAAGUAACGAUUGUUGUAGUACCACAUACUAAUUAUCGAAUGAAAUUGCAAAAUUUAUAUUGGUUUAACCGUUUAACAUCACAUACAAUAAUCGCUCGUAUAGAUUCGUCGAAAACCUUUGCUAAAGACGAAGCUCUUUGGGAAGAAUAUGAACAUGAAUAA
Molecule: messenger RNA, 594 nt
Organism: Dentiscutata erythropus
Lineage: Eukaryota; Fungi; Glomeromycota; Glomeromycetes; Diversisporales; Gigasporaceae
Source: the annotation of a GenBank genome assembly